AUGGGUCGCUGCAGCUGGCACCAUCUCCAAGGAUACAACCAACUUCUCAUUCCAGGUCUCUUUGAAGGAGACCAAGUUGUCGAUAUCGCACGCGACCUUGAACACAAACUUGGGCUUAGUGGUGACGACUGGAAAUGGAAACUCACUACGACUAUCAUCAACUGCGAUAUUCUCAACCCAGGCAUGUCACAAGUCAACUUCCAGAAUCGCGACUUCACAGAUAUCCUUAACGACGACAUGAUUCCAUAUCUGUGUAAAAAACUCAACAAGGAUAACUGUGGCUUUGAUCUAUUCGCAAAAUGCCGCUCUCUGGACGAAGACUUUCUUCAAGGAAAAUACCCAAUCAUUAUCUUCGGUGCCAUGAUGAUGAGAGUCGGCGCCAACAUAAAACAGGAAGACCUGCAAUACCUGCGUGAAGUGGCACUUGCUACACACUCUAGUCCAGGUUAUGCUUGCCCCUUUGCUGAUCAAGGGUUCCGUGACCCUGGUCGAGCUCAGUUCUUGGCUGCCUUGGAUCAUUAUCAGGCUGAUGUACCCAGAAGCUUUGAGCAGCCUAGUUGCUUUCUCUGCGGCCAGAUUCAAAGUGACGUUGGACGCGUUCUGCAGAAAUGUAGUCGGUGCAAAGCAGCUUACUAUUGCGGAGUUGUAAGAAUUUUCUCUAUCGUGGAUAUUUCUGAGAUCUAA
Penicillium malachiteum is the source of this 684-nucleotide messenger RNA. RefSeq lists its product as uncharacterized. Bases 1 to 684 code for a protein of 227 amino acids. The record is from RefSeq and is a predicted model, not a curated record. Lineage: Eukaryota; Fungi; Ascomycota; Eurotiomycetes; Eurotiales; Aspergillaceae. The transcript has 3 exons.